Messenger RNA from Cylindrotheca closterium, 3741 nucleotides. Lineage: Eukaryota; Bacillariophyta; Bacillariophyceae; Bacillariales; Bacillariaceae. The record is from the annotation of a GenBank genome assembly.
AUGGACAGCAAUGACAGUGUAGCCGAUCGGACUGUGCGCCGCAGCAACAACAAUAGCGUCGUAAGGACUAUUGAUGAUGAGGAGGUAGAAGAGAGAUCGAGGACUCUAUCGUCUUCCGGAUCCUUUUCCAUGGGAUCUCAGGCAUCGGUUUUGGCCGUGAACGAGGAAGAAGAUACACCACGCAAAAAACGAGAACGAUCAAAUAAGGCUGUCCUCUACGGCGCUGCUGACGAAGACGCCAAGGCAAAAGCAAGGGCUUCCGCAGGCUCGGGUGCACUGUCGUUGCCAGGGGUGGUGGAUGUCAGUGAAGAUGGUGUGCUUACACCAAGACAGAAGACCAAACCACCAGUCUCUUCUUCACUUAUGCUGGAUCAGGAUGAUGGUAAGGGAAAGAAGAAAUCUUCCAGACGUGACCGAAAGAGCUCGAGUCGACGAAGUACAGAUAGUUCCACCUCUGUGCUCUAUGGGGACGAAGACGCUAAAGCCAAAGCAAAGCCCUCUUCUGUGUCCAGCUUUCCAGGAGUGGUGGAUGUCAGCGAAGAUGGCGUGAUCAUUUCUAGGCGAAAAGGCAGCAGCAGCAAGCGCUCCUCUUCCAGAGCUGUACUUUAUGGGGAUGACGAGGAUAAAAAGGCCAAAGCAAAGGCUUCCAUGGGGGGAUCCAGCUUUUCCUCGCCUGGGGUGGUUUCCGUCAGUGAAGACGGCAUUGUUACUCCCAAAAGCUCGCGUUCUGUUGCGUCGUCGCGUUCUGUCACAUCCGCGCUCUAUGGAGACGAAGAUGAAAAGUCAAGACUGAGAGCGAAAAGUCCAAGAUCCAACAAGCCUGGCAUAGUGGCAGUCGAUGAUGCUGCCAGUGGCUCGAGUAGUCGACGCAGCAGGAGAAGUCCAAGAGGUUCCAGAAGAAGCACUCGAGGUUCCAGACGCACGGGUAAUAGUAGCCGACGAUCCAGCCCUCAUUCGUCUACAAAAAGCAGCAACGAUGAUAGUCUUGGGAGUCACAGCAUCGACUUGUUAUAUGGGGACAAUAACGGCGACGACGAUGCCAAGGCCAAGGCCAAAAAUUCUUCAAAUAGUAGAGCUACGGCUCCAGGUGUGGAUCGGAUUGGGGAAUCCGCAUCACCCAAACCAGGUGAUAAGGGGUAUGUCACAGAUCCACUUUUUGCUCGAAAUGGAAAAUCGUCAAACAUUCGAGGUGUUCAGAAGAAUGGGGUGGUGGCUGAAAAUGGGGUUCUUCAAAAUAAUUCAAAGAGCAGGGGGGAAAUGGAUAGGUUGGCCACAGCAGGAUUCGAUCGUACGGAACGAUCCGAAGACGACAUGAUGGUCAUGGAGGAUAAGGAAAAGGCUUUUGAAAAAGAGAAAAAAGAGGAAUCGAAAUCUAAAAAGAAGGGGUUCUUCCUUAUUCUUUUGUGCUGCUGUCUUCUCAUUUUGAUUGCGGCUGGAGUCGGUGCUUACUUUGCACUUCGCAAAGACGGUGACAACUCCACUGACAACACUUUGAAGGAAAACCUGCAAGAUCCAACCACCUCGCCUUCGAAUGGUCCCUCUCAGCAGAAUCCAACUAGUUCUCCGACAUUGGGCCAACUCUAUGAUCCGCCAAGUCCCGAAGACUGCCUUGCAAUCGCCAAGAAUGAAACCAUCUUUGGACAAGAGAAUCUUGCACAGAGUGAGUUUAGCAUCAACUUGGAUGUCACUUUAGAUCGAGAUGGGGGCAUUUCACCAGUGACAAAGCAAGUGUUGAUGGAUGCUAUUCAAGCGAAACUGCUUCCGAAAAUUGCAGGUUGCGAUGAAUCGCUCAAUCGACGCACAUUAUUCCAAGAAGCCAGCCACCGACGGCAUCUUGUUUUCGGAUCAUCUCGGUUUGUAAUCUUCAACGCGUUUGUAUCGGGGAAUGAAGAUACGGAAGUAGUGUGCAACGAUGGAAGCGAAUUCCCUGAACUGUGCCAUCGAGUGGUAGUGGAUUUGACAGUAUUCUUGAAAGGAAUCAUCAAGUUUAUUGAUAUCGUUAAUCUGAUUGGAGAUGCAGUGCCUGUAGGCACAAACUUGGUGGAUCCCUUGGGUUUAGAUGUCCCAUUCUAUGAAGUUAAGAUGGUUGGUGUCAACAUUCUGACGCCGACAGCAGCUCCCUCGUUCGUACCCACGGAAGCACCAAGCAGCUCACCGUCCGAUGUUCCAUCAUCGACUCCAUCCACAUCCGCCCCAACUUCCAUACCAACAAUGUUUCCGACUUUCAUGCCAUUUCCUGGAUCCACGCCGCGUCCGACUCCAUCGCCCACACUAGCACCGACCCCGGAGCCAACCGAGGUACCAUCUACACAGCCCUCAACAGGUCCUACAGUUGCGGCAAGCUCACUUCCAACCUUGGCUCCUGCAUCUGCGGGUCCAACUUCUUCCUCAAGUCCGACCUUGGCGCCUGCUUCGUCAAGCCCAACGUUCUCCUCGAGUCCAACCGUGGUUCCUGUAUCUAGUCCGACCUUGGCUCCCAUGGUGGGUCCAACCUUGGCUCCCAUAGCUGGUCCAACUCUGGCACCUGUGACAGCACCAACAAUGGCUCCGGUUCUUGGUCCAACAGCACCACCACCCACAAAUGCACCAAUAUUGGCGCCUGUUGUUGGUCCAACACCGCCUCCCACAAAGGCACCAACAUUGGCUCCGGUAGUUGGCCCAACACCGUUACCAACCACCGCGCCACCCACAAAAGCACCAACCUUAGCACCUGUGGUUGGACCAACACUUCCUCCAACGAAAGCACCAACUCCGUUGCCGACGACAGCGUCACCCACAAAGGCACCAACAAAGUUCCCGACUUUGGCUCCUGUGGUUGGACCAACACCUCCGCCUACAAAGGCUCCAACACCGCUACCAACAACAUUGCCCCCCACCAAGUUCCCAACCCGUCGACCAUCAGUAUCACCAAGUGCUUCACCAACGCCGAAGCCCAGUUUGAGCCCCACUUCUUCGCCUUCGGGGUCUCCUAUCUCGUCACCCUCGUCUUUGCCGUCCGCCUCGCCUUCCUUAUUACCAUCAUCUUCCCCUUCGAUUGUGCCUACCCCAAACUGUUUCUGUCAGAAUGUGAACAAUUGCGACGCAACGAUUGCUGGUUUGAGAAUAGGUUGUGAUUCCUGUGCUUCCAAUGGGGCAUGUACCAGUCUGAGUCUGUCUGCUGAUAGUGGUGCAACCUUGACAAUCGGAGAAGGUGCAUGUACCGGUCGAAAUAGUUGCCAAGGAGCUACCAUCCAUACCAUUGGUGACGGAGCGUGUACCGAAGCGACAGCGUGCGCAGGUCGACAUUUGAAUGCAGGCGCAACCAGUUGCACUGGGAGGUUUAGUUGCAGUAUCGUGGGAAGCGGUCAAGUGUCCAUCAAUAGCAACAGUGCCGGUCUAUUGACUAUAGGAGAUGGAUCAUGCACGGAACAGUACAGUUGCUUCUCAUACAAUGGGAGUGUUGGAAGCGGUUCAUGUACGGGUGAGGGAAGCUGUGGUGCUCGUAGUAUUCUACAAAUUGGAGAGGGGUCAUGCUUGGGUGAGAACUCUUGUUCAGGCUUGGAGAGAACCAACAUUUUCAAAGUUCCAGAAUCCCCUAGGUCCAUCACAGUGGCCGAUAACAGUUGCAAUUGCGCGGAGUGCUGCAUGUGUAUGACAGUUGUGAAUGUGUCAGGCUCUUGCAAUACAUCUGGAUCAUGUUGCAGCGCGAACAAUCCAACGCAAUACGCCAGAACCUUUUCACCAACAGCUAACCUCCAAUAA